This is a messenger RNA of Acanthaster planci (crown-of-thorns starfish), 3859 nucleotides long. RefSeq lists its product as uncharacterized. NCBI's taxonomy places the organism in Eukaryota, Metazoa, Echinodermata, Asteroidea, Valvatida, Acanthasteridae. Gene Ontology annotation, cellular component: tRNA-splicing ligase complex. Gene Ontology annotation, biological process: embryonic morphogenesis. The record is from RefSeq and is a predicted model, not a curated record.
CACGACAAAAUGGAGCAGGACGAUGAACCGGAGGCAGUCGUUGUUGAUAUUUUACAUCCAGAAAUACUGAGCAGAGAGGACCUAGCUGAUCUACUGUCCCAGAGACACAUCAAAUUAGAUCGUCCCAAUGCAACAAAGGAGGACCUUCUCGAGAUCUUCCACAGAACCAUCACACCCCUGCCUCAGCGUGCACCCAGGGCCAACAGGCGAGGGCGCACCACUGCCCAAGUCCACAGGAAGCUGCUGCAAGCCAAGCGACGGCUGCAAGCCAAUAGUGAUCAGGGAUCGAAGGUCACGAUGACUGUUGGAUUCUCAAAAAGCCAAAGAAACCAGCAAUCGCCAGGCCUGAAUAGCUCAUCAAGUUCUUCCUCAAGUCCGGGCACAAGCAGGCUAAAGCCACCCCCCGUUGUCACCAGCAAGCAACGGACGCUCAAGCUGCCUUCGUCGAAAACAUCAUCAUGGCCUUCUGGUUCUUCCAGCACCACGAUCAAAGCUGCCAAAGACAGCACGAGUCCGGCCACAAACAGCCAGGUCGACUUGGAGCCUAAGAAGAUCGUGACCAACAAAUCGACUGUGCAAUCAAAACGGGACAGCCGAGUGACCAGUCCUACUACCUCAGCUGUCACACCAGACUCCCUGCCCCAAAUCAAGCUCAAGACCAGCAUAAGCCCAGCAGUUGCACCAGUUUCAGAUAAAAUGCGGAAGAUGUCUGUGAAGCCGUUGGGCUCUGAUUCCACCAAAAUAGCCCUGAAGAGGCCAGUACCAUUGGAUAUCAAUGGAAAGACCAACCCUAGAUCAUCGGAUACAACGACAAAGACCUCUUCAUCCGAAGAUGACCAUUCACCCAAGCAGAAAAUCAAGAGGAUUUCCUGGCCUUGAUGAAAGCGGUCAACAGUGCUGAGGACUGUUUCACAUUGGGGCACCGAUUCAGGGAUGGACACAUGGAUACUACACACAUUUGCACAUUUUAUAUUCCCCAAAUUAGACCUUAGGCAUUUGACAAUUGUUGACUUCUUUCAUGUUGAACGUGAUGUUUUUGUGCAAUCUGGAAAGAUUUCAUAUGAAUCACUGACACACAUCCUUGAGGUGGUAGGAUUCAAAUACACAGGCUGGCAACUUUUCCUCGGAUCAGCUUGAUUUCCUCGUUUUCACUUCACACUCAUGACACUGAAAAUUGAAAAACACCGUACAAAGUCUUGUGAAGAUUGGAACUUCCUUGUUAUUUGUCAAAGUCCAAGUUGCACACCGGAAUACAUGGUCACAAAAAAGUAGUCUACAAUUGUGUGGUAAGAUUGGCGAAUAUUCAAAAGGUGAAGCAUGCUACUGUGCUCAGGAAGUGUGUUUAAGUGCCUCAGUGUGUUAAGCCGGUUAUUCUGUCAGGUACGAGAUUGAAAGGAUGUGGCAUCCUCUGUCACAUGCUACAUGAACAUGUAUACACACACAGUUCAGACACCGUAUGGGUAGUGGAACUCUGUCUAAAGUCCUGUGGUUGAAGGAGGUUAUCAUCUGAGUUAGUGUAGUCAUGGAAAAUCCUGGAGCUCUUAGGGAACGAUGUGGUCCUGAAAAGUCAUGGGAAAAGUCACAGAAAUUCUGGGAAGAAAAGGGUGUCCUGAAAUCCUGUUCUCAGAAGAAAAGUCAAAGAAAAGUCAUUGAAAUCAAGAUCGUGCAAGGGUUAUUUUUGGUUGGCUGCAGGUCGCUAUUGAUGUGAUAGCGGAACAAUGAUAAAUUCACAGGCUAUCUUCUUGUCAGUCCUAUAGCUUUGUAGUGUCUAUGGCAGUCUGCUAUUUCACAAUACACGUACCAGUCAAUUUUCUCUGCAAAAUAGCAUGGAAUGUCAUGGCAAUUGUCAAAUUUUAGUUCCCGUAGAGUCAUGAAAUUUGGUUUUCAAAUUUCUGUUGGGACUUGCCAGGCCAUAGACAGUUAUUUUGAUCAACCAGACCCAUGGCUAUUGUAGACAUGAGAAUUUGUCCAAAAUAUGAUGAAACAGUUUAUUUGGCCUUCAUACUUAUUACAGGAGAAAUGGGGAAGAGGUUGAAGGGAAUUGUAGUUUUUUUCUUACUCGGCAAUAAUUUCCAGUUUUCAUGGUCAUAUUUUUGGCUUUUUUCAAUGCAGUUUUGCCAGUGCAUACAAGGGUGCUUAUUGAGAUUUUGUGAACUGUUACUAUCAUUGACUCAAGCCAGUGACUCAAUUCGAGUCAUAAUCUUUGGUGACUCAACUUGAGUCCCGAUGGGUAACUAUUCAAGUCACAAAAAUGAGUGACUCGUUGUAACUCUGGUUUCUGUAUGGAAACUUUGAUACACAGGGAUUUUUCGAUGCGAUAUAGAAUUUUUAAAAAGUGAUGUUGGAGAGUAAUUAACAGAUAGUUAGUUCCUAUCUUUACAGCAUAUUUCGUCAGUGAUCGCUUUGAAUUUGCCACCUUCAGUUUCUAAUUCCACCAUGUAUCCAAAAGAGGGAGGUUCCAGAGGUUUCAAACUGUUACCAUGGCAACUUACAGCUUUACCCGAUACCUAGCAAACUCCAGAUUUCAGAUAAAUUUCAAGCAACAUCUGUUCAGUUUCUUUUGAUUCUACAGGUUUUUAAUUUGAUGAAUGAUUCUGAUUUCCCCCCCCCUUUUUUUUUCCUUUUUUUUUUUGAUUUGAGAGUACAUGUAGCAUUUCUAACCUCGUCAUUGUUGUUGUUUUUUGUGUUGCUGUUACGCUUGGGGGAAAGUGCCUCUUGUAUACACACUGGUACCUGCCUGAACUCAUUUUUAUUUGUAGAGAUACAUGCGUGUAAUUGUUUUACAAGUUGUACAUAUUUUCCACUGAACAGUUGCUAAAUGUAAACAUAACUUAACAAAAUGGCGAUACGGAAUCAAGGUCUAUCAAACUCUUUCUAAAAUACACCAAAACAACUUGGGAUCGUGAAUUUGUGGGCAAUCAGUUUUGCCAACAGGUGUGAUUGCAGGGCUCAGAAGUAGCCAAGGGUUCUGUUCUGUUAAUAUCCCGCAGCUAGCAAGGGACACAUCUUUCGAGGAAGGUUAUUUCUAAUUCUGAGGCAGUGCCCAAGCAGGCUUUACAGUGUCUCUCAAUGUAAAGUUUUUGUAUAAGUUUCUGUUCUGAUUAUGAAAUGGGUUUUCUUGUUUUUUUUGGGGGGGGGUUUUUUAAACAUAAUUUUGAGAGCCAUGCAUUUGUGGAGUCACUCACCCCCUCCCCUGCCAAUGUUUUAUUUUGUGAGGGUUCUGGAAGAUAUAAACGGGCUUGACUUAUGGAAAGUAGUAGUAUUAGUGUGCCCAUGGAGACAUAGAUGCCUGAGGGCGCAAGUCUCUUGGAAAUGUUGCAAGAGAUUGUUGCCAAAGGUCUUAUGGACAAUUGGAUAAUUAUUUUUUUAUGAGGUAGUAACAGUAAUAGAGACUGACACAUUCUUCCGAUGGAAUCGCAGAUCAUGACGCCGUGAUUUUGUGAAUAAUGACUGGGGCUCUUUGCGACAUUGCAAUGCGAUACGAAACGGCGUAUUGUUUCCGAUCACGUCUUAUUUUGUACAUGCCGCGUGGCAUCUGACUUGGCCUACUCGUAGAUAACAAAUGCUGCUUUGAAAUAUUCUGAUUGUUUUCCUCAGAUUUUCUUGCGUUCGAUUUUUCUUGUCCUGUUUGAAAGGCUGGUAAUCUGUCAAGUGUGUUUUGUCUGUAAGACGUAAAUAAUCGUCAGAUGGAAGAUCAAGCCGUGUGACUCAACUGAAGCAGGGAGGAGACGCUUUGGUCCAACAGUACAACAGCGCCCUCUUUUCGAUAACCUGGCUUAUUUUAGUCCAGGGGUAUUCUGAGUAAUACAAAUCUUACUUCAAUAUUCAGUUGAUAAUACUGAGUGCUUCCUUUGGGAAA